AUGUGGUAUCUACCUAUUGCUGACAGAUUGAAGAGAAUGUACCAGAGCAAGAAGACUGCAUCAGCAAUGAGAUGGCAUGCAGAGCACCAAGCAAAAGAGGGUGAAAUGUGUCAUCCGUCAGAUGCGGCGGAGUGGAAAUACUUUCAAGAUCAACAUCCCCGUUUUGCAGAAGAACCUCGCAAUGUUUAUCUUGGCUUAUGUACGGAUGGCUUCAAUCCAUUUGGAAUGUCUAAUAAUCAUUCGUUGUGGCCAGUGAUCUUGACUCCAUAUAAUCUACCCCCUGGUAUGUGCAUGAAGACAGAGUACUUGUUUCUCACAAUUUUGAAUUCUGGACCGAAUCACCCGCGAGCUAGUCUAGAUAUCUUCCUCAAACCUUUGAUUGAGGAGUUGAAAGAGUUAUGGUCUACUGGAGUUGAAGCAUAUGAUGUCUCCUUGAAUCAAAAUUUCAAUCUUAAAGCAGUGCUUCUUUGGACGAUAAGCGACUUUCCGGCAUAUGGCAUGCUAUCAGGAUGGACGACCCAUGGGAAGUUGUCUUGUCCAAUUUGCAUGGAAGAUUGUAAGGCUUUUUAUCUGACUAAUGGAAGGAAGACCUGUUGGUUUGAUUGUCAUCGAAGAUUUCUUCCUCGUAACCAUCCACUGAGAAAGAAUAAAAAGGACUUCUUGAAGGGAAAACACGCUUUGAAUGAUUUUCCACCUGAAUCUUUGACUGGUGAGCAAGUUUAUUCGGAGCUGUUAAAUGGUGUCAAUCCACCAAAAACAUCUAAGUGUGGUGGAAAUGGUCAUGACAAGAAGAAACCUGGAUAUGGAAAACGCCAUAAUUGGCACAAGGAAAGCAUAUUCUGGGAGCUGCCAUACUGGAGGGACCUCAUUCUUCGACAUAAUCUUGAUGUGAUGCAUAUAGAAAAAAUUUUUUUUGACAACAUCAUGAAUACUCUUAUGAAUGUGAAGGGUAAGUCGAAAGACACAAUCAAGUCAAGAUUGGAUAUAGCACUUUUCUGUGAUAGGGAACAUUUACAUGUUGAUAGCAAUGGGCAAGCUCCUUUCCCUCCCUACACAUUGGACAAGAAUGCAAGAACAAGUUUAUUGGAAUGUGUGAAACAUUCGGUUAAAUUCCCAGAUGGUUAUGCUUCAGACCUAGCUAGGUGUGUUGAUCUUGAGAAUGGCAAGUUUUCAGGCAUGAAGAGUCAUGACUGCCAUGUUUUUAUGGAGAGGCUACUUCCAUUUAUACUUGCAGAACUCCUAGACCAAAACGUCCAUCUUGCGUUAUCAGGUGUUGGUAUAUUUUUCCGUGACCUUUGCUCGAGGACUUUGCAGAAAAGCCGGGUCAAACAACUUAAACAAAACAUAGUUUCGAUAAUCUGCAAUUUGGAAAAGAUCUUUCCACCAUCAUUUUUUGACGUGAUGCAGCACUUGCCUAUACAUCUCCCAUACGAAGCUGAACUAGGAGGCCCCGUGCAAUAUAGGUGGAUGUAUCUUUUUGAAAGGAAUUUCAAAAAGUUGAAAGCAAAUGCAAAGAACAAAAGAUAUGCGGCAGGAUCGAUAGUUGAAGCAUAUAUCAACCAGGAGAUCGCUUUUUUCUCGGAGCACUACUUUGCUGACAAUAUACAAACGAAAUCAAGGUUCACGAGAUUUGAUGAAGGUGAAGUCCCCGUAUAUCAUGUCGAAGGAGUACCUGAUAUAUUUACUCACCCAUUUGAGAGGAUGUUCGAAGAUUAUAUCAGUGCAAAAUAUCCGGACAUUUCCGAAGAAGAACUCUCCACGAAGAGAGCAGAUGAAUAUCAUAUAUGGGUGAAAGAUUAUAAGCAUGGUGAGGGACGAAAGACUUGUAACUAUGGAGUAUGUGUUAAAGGAGAGAGUUAUACAAAUAUAACUGAUGAAGCACAUUACUACGGGAUCUUAACUGAUAUCAUAGAAAUCAAGUAUGAGGGGGCGGUCGAUUUGAGAAUCACACUUUUUAAGUGUAAGUGGUAUGAUCCUGUUCUUGGUAGAGGCACUCGGCGAAGCAAUGGUGGUAUCGUUGAUGUUCUUUCAUCAAGGAAAUACUACAAAUAUGACCCAUUUAUUCUAGCUUCACAAGCAGAACAAGUUUGUUAUAUCCCGUAUCCAUAUGUAAGGAAACCAAAGCAAUUGUGGCUUAAUGUUCUUAAAGUGAAUCCGAGGAGAUUAAUCGUUGCUGGAGAAUAUGAAGACGUAGCCUCGAUUACGUUACAACAAGAAAACGAUGAUGCUGUUUUGAUGACUACAGUUGAAGACCUACAAUUUGAGCAUUUGGUACAUGCUCGAAAAGAACCAAUAAAUCUCGAUUUCGAAGUGGGAGAUGGAGAACCAAAUGACGAAUUCCGAUGUAAUUUAUCGUCUUCUGAUGAUGAUGUUUAA
This is a messenger RNA of Brassica napus (rape), 2376 nucleotides long. RefSeq lists its product as uncharacterized. The record is from RefSeq and is a predicted model, not a curated record. The coding region runs from base 1 to 2376 and encodes 791 amino acids. The transcript has 7 exons. Lineage: Eukaryota; Viridiplantae; Streptophyta; Magnoliopsida; Brassicales; Brassicaceae.